Molecule: messenger RNA, 4559 nt
Organism: Malus domestica (apple)
Lineage: Eukaryota; Viridiplantae; Streptophyta; Magnoliopsida; Rosales; Rosaceae
Product: splicing factor-like protein 1
Biological process (GO): regulation of mRNA splicing, via spliceosome
Cellular component (GO): nucleus
Molecular function (GO): zinc ion binding; mRNA binding
Source: RefSeq, a predicted model, not a curated record
ACCAAACUAAAAAUUUUCGUCUUCGGAAGCAAACACACAUCUCUCUCUGGACUCCCUCUGGCACUCGAAGCUUCUCCAAUCUCAAAUCCAUGGAGGCUGCUCUUCCAUCAAACCCUAACCCUCCUCCUCCAAUCGAAUCCCUAGAUCCUCAUCCCCCUCCUUCCGAAACCCUACCCUCCUACGAUUUCAAUCCCCCUCCUCCUGCGGAAACCCUAGCCUCUGAUUCGAAUGGCCCGCCUCAACCGCCGCACACUGAAACCCUAGCUUCCGAUGCUCAAAACCCCUUCCCAAAUCCCCAGAUCGCUACUGAGAACGGUACUUCGACCGACGCCUGCAAGAAGCUUGCUAUUACGAAGCCGCUGUUGUCGGAAAACGGCUUGACCAACACCAAUAGCGGCAACGAAAGGGAUGGCUCGGGCGGGGAGGAGGAGACGACCAGCAGGCGCCGCCGCCGCAGCCGGUGGGAUCCUCAGCCCGAGUCGGAGAGUCAGAGUGGUGGUGGCGAGACGGGCAGUGGGACGAGGAAGAGGAAGUCGCGGUGGGCGGAUGAGGAGCCGAAGGCGAUUCAGCUGCCGGAUUUCAUGGGAGGUAUUGAGUUCGAUCCAGAAAUUCAAGCUUUGAAUAGUAGGUUGCUUGAGAUUAGUCGAAUGCUGUCUUCGGGUUUGCCCUUAGAUGAUCGUCCCGAAGGGGCUAGGUCUCCUUCGCCGGAACCUAUAUAUGAUAACAUGGGAAUUAGGAUUAAUACGAGAGAGUUCCGUGCCCGUGAAAGGUUGAACAAAGAGAGGCAGGAAAUUAUUGCUCAGAUUAUUAAGAGGAACCCGGCAUUUAAGCCCCCGGCUGAUUACAGGCCACCCAAGCUUCAUAAGAAGCUUUACAUACCGAUGAAGGAAUAUCCCGGAUACAAUUUUAUUGGACUUAUCAUUGGGCCGAGGGGUAAUACGCAGAAGAGGAUGGAGAAAGAAACUGGUGCAAAAAUUGUCAUUAGGGGUAAAGGUUCGGUGAAAGAGGGCAGGUCGCAACAGAAGAGGGAUUUGAAACCCGACCCUUCAGAGAACGAGGACUUGCAUGUUUUGGUUGAGGCAGAUACACAAGACGCUCUUGAUGCUGCGGCUGGGAUGGUGGAGAAACUCUUGCAGCCUGUUGAUGAGGUGUUGAAUGAGCAUAAGAGGCAGCAACUUAGGGAACUUGCGGCUUUGAAUGGGACAAUAAGGGAUGAGGAGUAUUGUAGGUUGUGUGGUGAGCCGGGGCACCGUCAGUAUGCUUGUCCAUCACGUACUUCGACCUUCAAGAGCGAUGUUCUUUGUAAGAUAUGUGGUGAUGGUGGGCAUCCAACCAUUGAUUGCCCAGUGAAGGGUACAACUGGGAAGAAAAUGGAUGAUGAGUAUCAGAACUUCUUGGCUGAGUUGGGGGGGACAGUUCCUGAAUCCGCAACUAAGCAGACCGCUACAUUGGCACUUGGCCCAGGCAACAGUACAUCAAGCAAUCCUCCUUGGGCUAACAGUACUAGCAGCACUAGCAGUGCAUCAUCACAUCCAGGCUUGGGAUCAAUUGGAGUCAAACCGGUCAAGGACUAUGAUGAGACAAACUUGUACAUUGGAUACUUGCCGCCUACCCUUGAUGACGAUGGUUUAAUCCGAUUGUUUUCAGCGUUUGGUGAUAUUGUGAUGGCCAAAGUUAUCAGGGACCGGGUUACCGGAGCGAGUAAGGGUUAUGGUUUUGUGAAGUAUGGAGAUGUUCAGAUGGCUAAUAAUGCAAUUGCAAGCAUGAAUGGUUAUCGCCUAGAGCAGCGAACCAUUGCUGUCAGAGUUGCUGGCAAGCCUCCGCAGCCGGCUGGACCCCCAGCAUCGGCAAUGCCCACAUACCCCGUUCCCCAGCCUGUUGCUUCCUAUCCAUCCCAGCAGUUUACCCCCAGUGGUCCUCUUGGGAAUGCACCACCUACUAGCUAUGCGGGUGCUCCUGUUCCUUGGGGACCCCCUGUUCCUCCUCCUUAUGCUCCUUAUGCUCCGCCGCCUCCACCUCCCCCGGGUUCAACCAUGUAUCCUCCUCCCAUGCCGGGUCAACAUAUGUCUCCUUAUGGUGCACGAUACCCUCCUCCCCCUGGUGCACCACCUCAACCGAUGACUUCAAAUGAAGCACAACAGAGUUAUCCCCCUCCAGGAGUUCAAUCUGAACACAAUGUCUCUACCCAAUCUCUACAAACUAAUUUGUAUGGUGGCUCCUCAGCACCAAUGCCACCAAACGGCCAACACACUUAUCCUGCUGCUUCAUAUGGUUACUCAUCUUACUACAAUGCAGUUCCACCGCCUCCACCUCCCCCCGGCCCUGUACCUGGAUCAACUGCAGAUCAAUCUCAGAACAUUGGUAACGUUCCAUGGGCCACGAGUGCUCCGGUUCCCCCUCCUGCUUCUUCUGCGGAAAAGACAACUUAUGGUGCAGAUGCAGAGUAUGAGAAGUUCAUGGCAGAAAUGAAAUGAUAAUCCGAGCUGAUAGGACUGAUGUUUCUUGGAGCUCUUGUGAACUGAUUUCUUACCUCUUGCCAUGACUUUGUUGAAGUUUGGGACUCACAUCUUUAACCUUGCUGUAAUGUUAUGACCUUUGCAGAGACGUGGGCUGGAACUUCUGUUGAUCGUUUCAUGUUGGAGAAGUCAUCUUAACCAGUAUUAUUCAUUUUAUUUUGGGUGCUUAUGUUGGACGUAAUUUUGUUAUUUUUCUUGUUAUUUAUCUCUCCUACAAAUUCUAUUUACUAAUUUCUCCUUUUUCAAAUUUCUUCUGAACGUACACUAAUUGGUACUAAUGUUUUGUGAUGUUAUAUUGGGUUGCAUAACUAGUUUUGUUGAUUGGCCUAACUGUUUUGCCUUUCUAGUUUUUAUUGUAAACAAGUUUUAACCUUAAGGACCCUAAGCUUUUCCGCCUGCCAUGGUUCUGACGCUGCUUCAGUGAUGCGUUAUCAUUCCAUUUUAAAAAGGUAAUCAUGCCUUGCAACUCGAGGCAUUCUUGGUAGGUGGAAGAUAAUGUUGUCAUGUUUUUGCUUAUCUGCGUUUCUGUAUAAUACAGUGGGAUAUUGAUGUCCUUUUCUAGUUUUCCAUUGGCAGGUAAAAGAAAUCAUUCAUGUAUUGGUUAUCUCUUGUUUUUUUGAAUAUCCAGAGUUUUGGUGGUGUAUUUGGCUACUUCCAUAAGUUUUACACUUGUAUUGGCAUCUUAGUAAAACUAACCCCUGGUCAUAACCUAAAUUAUGAAGUCUUAAGUGUUGCAAUGAUUUGUUGAGGUAGAAAGUGGUCCAUUUGGGCGAGUACGAAUAUGGUACAAAUUGUUGCAAGUAGAAGAGAGUUUCAGGAAAAAAUGAAAUUGUGUUGGUUUUGGGAUGAAUGUUGGCGGAUAGAAUAGUUGAUGGUAGUAGCUGUUUGUAAAAACAAUCUUAUUGAACUAUCUCGAUGAGCAUUUGGGCGUAAGUUGGAUUGUAUAUUUUGUAUUAAGUUUGAAUACAAGGGUGCACUGGGGCUGGAGGGAGUUGUUGACCAUUGCCUAACGUUAUAACCCGUGAACAUGAUUGGCUAUUUGCAGGCGUUGGAUGAGAAAAUAACUCUAUUUCGAUAGUUGGUUUAGAUUCUUAAUUAUUUCUUUCACUCAGCAGUUUAAAGCAUGAGGGUUUCCUUUAAUUUGUGUGUUUUUCGAUUGCUAGGUAAUUUUUUUUAUCGCUUUUGAGGAUUUUUCUAUACAAGGCUUGCCCUCCAGAUUUAAGUAAAGAGAGUAGUUGCAUCUCCAUUUUUCUCCCUCUUUCUUCUUUCUUUGCGUCUUUACUUUAUAUUCUUCUUAUGUUUCUUUUUAUAUUAUUUAUUUGACAAACUAUAUUUUUGCCCCAAAGUCCUGGUUUUUUCAAUAGCUUUUGGAACUCUGAGAUGAAGUUUCCGUGAGCAAUCGUUCCUUUUCAAACGGGUUUUUGGUACAUUUCAACUAACUAGCAGCAUGCAGAAAUUUUGGUCCCCAACUUUUGCCUGGAGUCUUAGUUUGUUGGUUAGAGUGGGAAGGUGGUUUUAUUCUUUCAUUGUUUUGAGAGUUGUUUUGUUGGUAAUUUGGUAUGAGAUACUGCUAAUCCAUUUUGUUGUAGCGACCACAUCUCCCGUCAGCGGCGAAUCACUAACCCUGUCUGCAGAUGAGCUCGGACUUGGUUAUUUUUCAGGCUAAUUUAUGCAUUGAAGUUCAGUUGUGCUCAAUGUGAGCACAGUAGUAGUAGUAGCAACCUUUCCUUUCACUAUAUAGUAUGUACUCGCAGCACAAGAGAAGUUCUGAGGAUCGUGAGCAUUUACUUUUUACGACUUACAGAGGUAUUUCGUUAUCUAAUUUCUUCAAAGUGGUUGGUGUUACUAGGUUUGACGGAUCCUCAUGGAUGAAGCCACUAGAUAUCGAGUUCAAAUCGUCCUAGGUUUGAGCUUUGAUUUGGGAAAGAGGAGAAGAACCUGUGUUCUCUCUUGUUGCUGGUUUAGUGCUGUCACUGAAUAGUCCAAUUGUGAUUGUGUAUGCAGACAUUUUACAAUUGCAGCAAUUUUAACCAGUUUCCAACA